Molecule: messenger RNA, 2104 nt
Organism: Anarrhichthys ocellatus (wolf-eel)
Lineage: Eukaryota; Metazoa; Chordata; Actinopteri; Perciformes; Anarhichadidae
Gene: bmerb1
Product: bMERB domain containing 1
Exons: 6
Coding region: 219-818 (199 amino acids)
Biological process (GO): negative regulation of microtubule depolymerization
Cellular component (GO): microtubule cytoskeleton
Source: RefSeq, a predicted model, not a curated record
CAUCUCUGCCCGCACUGCGCAUGCUCCCUGGAUCCUUUUCUCCAUCCACACGUCGAGGGACUUGAAAGCGUGAAUAAAGAUGCUCAACGUCUCGGGUCGCUGGAGCCUUGUCACCGGGUGAAACUGAGUUAUCUGGAAGGACGCGCACAGCAGAACCGAGUAGAUCUAACUGAAGGAGUCGUUGUAUUCCGGUUUCACCGCGCGGGCACUCCACCGACAUGGAACUGAAGAAAUCUUUUUCGGACACCGAGCGCGCGCUAAAAAGCUACGGCGCCGUGUCGGAAACGGCAUGGACAACGGACAAAGGUCAUUCAGAUGUGUCCAUGGCAGAGAGCACCAUGGCUCCAGAGGAGAUCGAGGUGGAGAUGGCUCGUAUCCAGCGCCUGCGAGAGGUCCUGGUACGCAGAGAGUCAGAGCUGCGCUUCAUGAUGGAUGACAUUCAGCUCUGCAAAGACAUCAUGAGUUUAAAGCAGGAGCUGAGACAGAUUGUCACAGUGCCAGAGAAAGAAAAGAACAAGAAGCACAGGCAGCGGGAAGAAGAACUGAUCCUGAAGAUUCAUAAACUGGUGCAGACGAGGGACUUCCUGGUCGACGAUGCAGAGGUGGAGCGAUUGAGGGAGCAAGAGGAGGACAAGGAGAUGGCCGAGUACCUCAGACUGAAGCUGAUGCCUCUGGAGAAGAAGCUCAAAUCCUCACAAAAUCCUCCAAAGCCUAAGAGACAAAUCCCAGAGCCACCUCCCAACAAGCCAUCCAUCACCAAGUCCGGAGUGGCCAUCAUUAAGGAUUGCUGUGGAGCCACCCAGUGUGCCGUCAUGUAGGCUAACUGACACAGUUCUCUGUGACCUCGUCGUCCUCGCGUCAGAAACCACACACACUCGCAUCACAUCACAUGCCAUACAUCGCUUCCUGUGGCUCAGUGAACCUCGGUUAACCGCGUUUUCCCCUCGAAACUGCUCAGGAAUCAGGUGCGUAAUUGAACCGCGGAUACAGUUUCAGCCGCAAGAGUUUGGGAGCUGAUCCCGAGUCAGUGCUCGAGGGAAACUUUACAAUGUGGCGCUUCUGUAAGUGAAGACACUUUGUCCACAGUGUACAUGAAGUAAAGGGAACUGUAAAUUAACAUUCAAUAAAUACGUGUCUUAAAUUAGAAUCAGAUUGGGUCAUCGUGUAAUAUUCCUUUAAAAUAAGGUGCAUGAUCAUGUGAUCAAUAUUAAGAGAAGCAUUUACAGAACUACAAGCACAAUGUCCACAAAGUGAAGUGUAAAUGCUGAGGUUCUCUGUCUGACAGGAAAAUAUAUAUAUUGUCAAGUCAUGUUUGAUAACGGGUAUUUAUUCUUCCAUUUCAUCCCUUUAACAUCAACCAGAGAACUUCUUUCACCUUCAGGAGACUACAACUAAUGUUCCAUCACUCAGACAAACAAUUAACAAUGAAAUGAUUGGUAUAUAGAUGCUAGAGAGCGAUGGCAGCCAUGUGGAUGCUUCUUCUUCUGGAGCAGAGCAAUAUGUUUGACUCAACGCUGCUACACAGUUGUCAUAUUAGAUGCGAGGCCAUGUGUUUGCAUUUCACUCUACUGAAGAAUGCUUCCUGUUACCGACACGCCACCUCAUGACCCAUUUCUGCAGUUUCCACUCGUUCAUCUUUGUUAACCUUGUACAUGCAACACUUAUGUAGUCAACAUGGUAACGAGUUUAUUUAUUCCCCUCAAUGGUCCACUAAGCUGCUCAUUCCCCAGCGUCACAUCACUAACGUCAUCUCAGCCAUCAGCAACCGGGAACCAUUGACCGUCGUAGUAUGACGUCGUUAUUAUGGACAUUUCUGACAACUUGCAUCCUCUGAAUUUAGUCUUGCGUUUUUAUGAUAAACACCAGGAAAUGAAUGCAACUCUUGUAAACGCCUCCAAUAAACUGUAUGUUUGAGUGUAUUUAGGACUUCAGUGACUCGUCUCAUGCAAAGUGUUGCUGUGUCACUUUACCUUCCUUCUGAUAACUUAGCGUUCUGUAGUAGUGAAUUUAUGAAGGUCCUUAUGUUGAAUAUUGAACAAAUAUGCAGAAUAUAAGCUGAAACUACCUGUACAUACAUGUUUAAUAAAAGAGCAUCUUUCAGGAA